This is a messenger RNA of Pygocentrus nattereri (red-bellied piranha), 2038 nucleotides long. RefSeq names its product RING finger protein 122. The record is from RefSeq and is a predicted model, not a curated record. Gene Ontology annotation, molecular function: ubiquitin protein ligase activity; zinc ion binding. The transcript has 5 exons. Gene Ontology annotation, cellular component: endomembrane system. Bases 872 to 1354 code for a protein of 160 amino acids. NCBI's taxonomy places the organism in Eukaryota, Metazoa, Chordata, Actinopteri, Characiformes, Serrasalmidae.
AAAAUGUUUUUUUUUAUCUCUGUCUUAUACUGUUACCAUUUGGAGAUACAAUGUUUUGAUGUGUCAGCAACUACAUAAAUAUUAAAUUGUCUUUCAAUUGUAUAUCACCAUUAAUUAAGCAUCAAAAGCAAAGGUGACUGAAGUAGUUUUCAAAACAAGUUGUGAAAAUGUGAUCAAUGUGGUAUGUGUGUUUUUUUUAUGCUGCAAACCCACAGUCCAAACAGGAAAGGCUUAUCAUACAGUCUCAACUGUUAGCUCUUCACAAAUUUGGCCUACAGACAACAACGUCAUAGUCUGAAAGGAAAGUCCCAUCACUUCUGCUGUUUCUCUGUAGUGCUUUGCAGAGCUGUUGAAAUCGACUAAGACACCGCAGUGACAUACUUUUCUUGUUUUUCAGUUUGAGUAGAUGUAUUACAGUGAAAAGUUCAUGCAGCUCAGUGAAGUCCAACAGUGAGUGCACUGUUACGGCAAUAUGAGAAACAUGCAGACGCUCCACAGGCAGAGUGUAUGCAAUAUGCAUGCUGGGGCCACAGCAAACUGUACACAUGAGAGUCAUAAUGGAGUGUGUGGGCUGCCAAGGGCCUCGUAAAGGCGAAUAUGUGAUCCACUCACUCAGUUGAGAAAUGCCUAUUUGUGAUUUAUGCUCAGGCUGAAACUAUUUGGAAAAAAAUAUGAAUGUUAUGUGCCAUAGACCUUGAACUUCACCCAUUUCAGCCAUUCCAUUUCAGUCAAGCUCCAAUCAGGAGGUGGUAUAACAGUGAAACAGCCACCAACAAGUUAACACUAAGCAUGACAAGCAUAUUGUGUCUUAAUAUGGGCACUGUUACUACUUAAAUUACUUUGUUGCAUGAAAAACAGAUUGUGGCUUUGAAUGUGUCUGAAUUUAAAUGAGUCUUGUCUUUGUGGUCACGCAGGAUGUCUGUGUGACUUGGGAUCGCAGAUUUCAGACUGCAAAAUGAGCACCGACACCACAUACCGCCUUCCACUGAAUGUCUACGUCAUCAUCCUUGGGAUUGGCCUCUUCAUCUUCAUGUUGAGCAUGAUCUUCUGUUGUUACCUGUUCAGCCUGAGGCGACAGGGCACACGGGAGCAGUAUGGAUACAAUGAGGUGGUUCUAAAAGGAGCAGGGAAGAAGCUCAGUCUGCUUGGACAGACCUGUGCAGUUUGCCUAGAAGAGUUCAGGAGUAGGGAUGAGCUCGGAGUCUGUCCUUGCUCUCAUGCAUUCCACAAGAAGUGUUUGGUGAAAUGGCUGGAAAUCCGAAGUGUUUGCCCCAUGUGUAAUAAACCCAUCUGUAGGCUCCAGCCUGACCCUCCACAGGGGGCCGAGGGGCCGCAGAACCCCCUGGAGGUGUGAGCGAAGAAAGCUGGUGUCAGUAAGAGAAAGAGGAGACUCUCACUGUGUGGAGCUUGCUCAGCUUCACUCGAGAACAAUUCAAAAAACACAUGUAGCCCACUCCCAUAUCCAGCUGACCCUCAUUCAACCACUAAUACAAUCCUCUAGUGCAGCAACGAGGAGCUUUCACAUUGACACGAUAAUGUUUUGAAGUUCUGAUUUAAUGCGCUCUGCAUUCAGCCUUAAUAAAAGGCAUCGUGUAGAUGCCCUAUGCCGAGAAAGAGAGAUUUUGGCUAUUAAAAAAGACUUGCACAGAACCUGAAUAAAUUGUGUAGGCACUGCGCAAUAUAUGUGCACACUAAUGCCAUCAGAGUGGCAGAGGACAUCAUAGUACCACAGACCAGUAAAGGACGAUUAUAUGACAGAAGCGUCAGAAUGGAGCAUUCGGUGUCCUGUGAAGGCCUAUGAUCAUGGGACCUUGCCAAAAUGUUUUCAGAUUUGUUAAGUAAAUCAAAUGUAUCAGUGGAUCACAGAGACGUUCCUGGAUUUGAAGAACCUAAACGAUUUUUAACGCCUGCCCUCCCAGCACUCCCAGGCCAGGGUUGGGUGAACUGGAGUUUUAGGUAAUCUUUAAGUUAUUUUGAAGUUGUUAUUUUAUAUUGUAAAGACCUCUCAAUAAAGUGUAACAUUUCUUUGAUGGCUUAA